Messenger RNA from Ectocarpus sp. CCAP 1310/34, 1455 nucleotides. NCBI's taxonomy places the organism in Eukaryota, Phaeophyceae, Ectocarpales, Ectocarpaceae. The record is from the annotation of a GenBank genome assembly.
CAGCAGCAGCAGCGGCACCAACAUCCCCGAGGCCUCAAACCUUCAAACCUUUGCCACCGGGCAAGUAGGUUUAUCGUCAAGCUUACAGCAUGGGUAAGGGAAAGCCGGCGGGCAUCCGCGCGGGGCGCAAGCUCCGCAUCCACCGCCGUAACGAGCGGUGGGCGAGCAAGGACUACAACAAGUCUCACUCGGUAACCGCCAUGAAGGCCAACCCCCUCGGUGGCUCUUCCAUGGCCAAGGGUAUCGUGUUGGAGAAGAUUGGUAUCGAGGCCAAGCAGCCGAACUCUGCCAUCCGGAAGUGCGUGCGCGUCCAGCUCAUCAAGAACGGAAAGAAGCUGGCGGCCUUCGUGCCGCGCGACGGUUGCCUCAACUUCACGGACGAGAACGACGAGGUGCUCAUCUCCGGAUUCGGUCGCCGUGGUCACGCCGUGGGUGACAUCCCCGGUGUCCGGUUCAAGGUGGUCAAGGUGGCCGGUGUCGCGCUGCUGGCCCUCUACAAGGACAAGAAGGAGAAGCCGCGGUCCUAAGAAAGUUCUCGAGAACGGACCCAGGCCGCGCUCUGUCUCUCUCAAGCUCGUUACGGCGUCUCGGAGGGGGGGUUACGCGGAUUCAUGACUGCGAGCAUGUCGCCAUGUAGUACCAUGAUUUCCCUGGCGAUACGGAGGAUUCUUGGGAAGGGGUAGCUCGUUUGAUGGGAGAGCUGGUUCUUCCUCAUCUGCUGUGUCCCGCGUUCUUGAAAUGAAAUACGCUGCUGCUGCUUUUGCUCCGAGGGGCGUUGCCCUACUGGAUGGGAAAAUCCCGGAAAUGUCUUCAUUGCUGCUGCGAAGAUACAGAUAUUUUUCCCGUCUUUUUUUUUGGGGGGGUGCGUGGGUGCCGCGUGGUGAAAGCCCAACACAUGUGUACCGCGCCAAGACGAUGACACGGCGCGCCGAAGUAUGUGGACCGCGUUGCUGUUGUUAAUCGUGGCGAUCCCCUCACGGAGCUACAGCCGUGACAGGCCAAAUUAGGGCCAAGCUCUGGCUACAAGCCUCGCUUGCUAGUGGCACUUGUACCAAACCACUGACGCAGCUUGUCUUGGCCUCUGCUCACAUGCAAGCUCGCGCGCUCGUAGGUACAGUUCGCUUUUUCUUACUGCUUGGAAAGUCUUGGUGCUGUUGAAGCCCAAUCGCCGGGCUGCUCUUUUUGGUACGAACCCACAAAUCCAAACGGGGAAGAAGAGGACAGCAACAAAGCCAUGAACCUCUCACGGCAACAAGGACGAACGAUCUCGCCGCUGUUUGGGGUGGGGGCUCUUGGCAUAUCAUUUACUUGACAACCGUGCGGUGAUGCGCCAAUUUCAUCUCGAACAUUCGAAAUCGACACGGACCUCCUGAUGACACGACGGUGUCAUUGAAUGCCAACUGUCUCACACUUGCCAAUGCGGCAUUCCUCCAUACGUAUCCCCCACUUUCAGUU